AUGGUAGAAUCUAUAAGGAAUUCAGUUGGACUUAAUAGGGAAGGAAAGGAAGAAACUAAUAGAAUAAAGGGUCCGGAGCUAAUGGAUAUCCUUAAGAUAAGAAAUUCUGACAACUCUGGAAAAGACUUGAAUCCAAGAGAUAUACCAGAAUCGGAUGCCCGUGAUGGACAGCGUAAAACAUCUCUGUCUCUUGGGGGAACGGAAAUUGAUGAAGAUUUAGAUGAUUUAUAUGAUGCGAAGGAACAUAAUGCCAAGAGCGAGGAAGCUCUAUCACAAAACACAUCUGUGAAUGAAGUCAUUCCUCCGGAAAACUUUAGUCACGUUGUGGGAGAGAUAUAUAGGUCAAGUUUUCCGCGUUCAGAGAACUUCUUCUUUUUGAAGGAGAGAGUAAAGCUAAGAAGCGUUCUGGUGCUGAUACCGGAGGAAUAUCCGCAAGAGAACCUGGAGUUUCUUGAACGUGCUCAAAUACAGCUAUUCCAGAUAGGCAUGAGCGGGAAUAAGGAGCCAUUUGUUAACAUACCGAACGAUUUACUAACGAAAGCGCUGGAAAUAGCGAUAAAUCCUGCUAACCACCCAAUACUGAUACAUUGCAACCGAGGCAAGCACCGCACGGGCUGCCUUGUAGGUUGUAUACGCAAGUUUCAAAACUGGUCACUGACGAUGAUAUUUGACGAAUACCGCAGAUUUGCGUUUCCAAAGGCCCGUGCUCUUGAUCAGCAGUUCAUUGAGAUGUAUCAUAAUCAAGAGCUAGUUGAAAUUGCUAAAAAGAAUAUGUGGCUACCGAUAGCAUGGUGA
This is a messenger RNA of Eremothecium sinecaudum, 795 nucleotides long. RefSeq names its product putative tyrosine protein phosphatase SIW14 (gene SIW14). Gene Ontology annotation, biological process: protein dephosphorylation. The record is from RefSeq and is a predicted model, not a curated record. Lineage: Eukaryota; Fungi; Ascomycota; Saccharomycetes; Saccharomycetales; Saccharomycetaceae. The transcript has a single exon. Gene Ontology annotation, cellular component: cytoplasm. Gene Ontology annotation, molecular function: inositol diphosphate tetrakisphosphate diphosphatase activity; phosphatase activity. Bases 1 to 795 code for a protein of 264 amino acids.